AUGAUGCAACCAGAACUUGUUCAGUCCACCUGGCCAUUUUACAAGAUCAUAAAUUCACAUUUAGAUGAUCAAGUUGAAGAUUGUGAUCUCAACAUUGAUGAUUAUAAUGGUGGCUGUGAAUUUUCUUCUUCGUUUACAUGUACAGAUGACUUUUACACAGACUUUUCAUCAAUCCCCAAUUUUUCUUCCGUAUACUCCAGUGAAUUUAUUCAAUUUCCUGCAGCUUGUGAUGAUGAGCAUGAGCUGCAAGUCAUGUUACCGAUGGAGGAUUUUCCUAUGGAAUUGGAAGGGUUUGAGUCUGUUUUGAGUGAUGAAGUUGGGGUUCUAUGGAGAAGUUUUGAUGGAAGUAAGGGAAGUUUUCCUUCACAAAAGACCUGUGAAAGUGAAGAUUUCUGGAGUCCUAGCUCAUCGGUGGACACAACAUUGACUUUGCCAGCAGAAGAAAUGGAAAUAGAUAACCAAGUGAGCGUUUCUCAUCUUCUCAAGGCUUAUGGAGAAGCCCUGGAGAUGGGGAAAAGAGAGCUUGGAGAAGUGAUUAUCAAAUGCUUAAGUGAGAAAAUUAGCCCUGCUGGUGAAGCCCUGGAGCGCCUGGCAUUUUAUUUAUCCCCAGUCCUUGAAAAGCAAGGAAAAUAUCUAAUGCAAGAGUCCAGAAAAAACUUUGCGCAGGCUUUCAAGGCAUUCUACCAAUUGUUUCCAUAUGGGAGAUUCGCUCACUUCGCAGCAAACGCCGCGAUCCUUGAAGCCAUGCCGGACGAUGCAGAAAUCAUUCAUGUAGUGGACUUUGACAUGGGAGAAGGAGUUCAGUGGCCUCCAUUGAUUGAGGCCAUUGCACAAAGGCGUAAAACACUGAGAUUGACAUCAAUAAAGAGGGAGGAUGAGGACUUAACUUGCACUUCCUUGCCAUGGAGUUUUGCAGAGACAAGAAGGCAACUGUGUGACUACGCAAGAUGUUCAGGUCUAAAAUUGAAAAUUGAGGAGAUGGGAAUUGAGGAGUUGGUGAGCGAGAUAAAAGAAAAAAAGAAAAGAGUUGAAAACAAAGAAUGGUUUGUUUUUAAUUGCAUGGUAGGACUUCCACACAUGGGCAGAGAAAGAAGCAAAAAGCUCGUUAUGGGUUUUCUGCAGCGAGCCAAGGAGUCGCUAUCAGGCAAGAACAGAGGAAUUAUAACUUUAGGUGAUGGAGAUGCCAGUGAGAGACUGGCAUAUUCCUCAGGAUUUGGGUCUUUCUUCGAGGUGUACUUGGAGCAUUACCAAGCCCUUUUGGAAUCAAUUAAAUCCAGUUUCCCUGCACAUCUUGCAGAAGCAAGAAUGGCCAUGGAGUGUCUCUUUCUGGCACCUUAUAUCUCUUCUCAAGCAUGGUUGCAGAAGUGGGAAGACAUAAGACAAGGCUACCAUCUUCAGGGAGGGGUUGGACUGAAGGAAUUUAAAGUGAGCAAAGAUAUAUUGACAGAAGCCAAGGAGAUGGUGAAGGGAGAAAGUUCUUGUGGAGUGAAGAUUGGAGGAUACAAUGAGAACAAGAUGAUUCUGGAGUGGAGAGGGACACCAUUGGUAAGAGUCUCUUCUUGGAGAAGUUAA
Mangifera indica (mango) is the source of this 1572-nucleotide messenger RNA. Its product is annotated as protein NODULATION SIGNALING PATHWAY 2-like. Gene Ontology annotation, cellular component: nucleus. Gene Ontology annotation, molecular function: sequence-specific DNA binding; DNA-binding transcription factor activity. The transcript has a single exon. Gene Ontology annotation, biological process: regulation of DNA-templated transcription. The record is from RefSeq and is a predicted model, not a curated record. The coding region runs from base 1 to 1572 and encodes 523 amino acids. Lineage: Eukaryota; Viridiplantae; Streptophyta; Magnoliopsida; Sapindales; Anacardiaceae.